This is a messenger RNA of Schistocerca nitens (vagrant locust), 390 nucleotides long. RefSeq lists its product as uncharacterized. The transcript has 3 exons. Bases 1 to 390 code for a protein of 129 amino acids. The record is from RefSeq and is a predicted model, not a curated record. Lineage: Eukaryota; Metazoa; Arthropoda; Insecta; Orthoptera; Acrididae.
AUGUCUUCAUCAGCAGAACAGGUACUGUAUGUGUCGGAUGAGAAAUGGAAUGAAUUCUACUCAACCCCACUGCAUCAUUAUGAACAUAGUUGUCCAGUCAGGGAAAUCCGAAAGGUAGUUAACCACUGUCAAAAUGGAAGUACUCCCAGACUAAAACUCCCACCAAAUCUGAUUAGGCUCAGCAUUAGAGAAAACAUGUAUCCAACAGCUCUAAAAAUGAGUGUAGUGAAACCAGUGUAUAAAAAGGGACGUAAGGAAGAUGUCUCCAGCUAUAGACCGAUAUCAUUAAUUCCCACUUUUAGUAAGAUAUUCGAAAGCAUUAUCCUUUCUCAGUUAUGGCUUCAGAAAAGAGCUAAGUAUAACCACAACAGUUACACAGUUCAUCCAUAA